AUGGCAGUAUCAAACAUGGUCUUUUCCGAUGUUGAAAGUUUCCUGGACAGUCACCCAGAGUUACUUGAAGACUAUCUGAACAGGAAAGGUAAAUACAGUUUGGUGGAAAAAUGGCUCAAGAAUCAUCAAGCAAGUAAAACUGCAGUAAAUUCCACAGCGGAACCGGACAAAGCGGGCGUCUGCAAGGACAGCUGGGCGAGCAAAGGUGAUGGUUUGCAGCGGCGGGCAUCUCAGAAAGAGCUGCGGAAAACUUUUGCUAGGUCCAAAGCCAUCAACGCCAACAGGACGUACGAUGAACACGUUAAUUCCCGGUCUCAGGAACCCCUUACUAGCAUGAGGAGACGGGCUUUACUGAGGAAAGCUAGCUCCCUGCCUCCCACUACGGCUCACAUUCUAAGCGCGCUGCUGGAAUCACGGGUGAACAUUCCUCAGUAUCCGUCCACAGCAGUAGAUUAUAAAUAUUACCUCAAAGAACACAACGAGAGAGAGUUUUUCCUGGAAUUGGUGAAGGACAUAUCCAAUGACUUGGAUUUAACGAGUCUCAGUUACAAAAUCCUGGUGUUUGUGUGUAUUAUGGUCGACGCUGACCGUUGCUCGUUAUUCCUGGUGGAGGGCACAGCGAAUAAGAAAACGCUGGUAUCGAAAUUCUUUGAUGUUCACGCCGGGACCACGGUACUACCGUCUUUGAGUAACUCCGAUGAAGUUCAGGUACCGUGGGGAAAAGGAAUAAUUGGUUACGUAGCUGAGCAUGGGGAGACUGUCAAUAUCCCCGAUGCCUAUCAGGACCACCGUUUCAGUGAUGAGAUUGACAAACUGACUGGGUACAAGACCAAGUCUCUGCUGUGCAUGCCCAUUCGCAACAGUGAUGGAGAGAUCAUAGGAGUGGCCCAGGCGAUCAACAAAACCACAGGAGGAGCCCUCUUCACCGAGGACGAUGAGAAGGUUCUCCAGAUGUAUCUGCCGUUCUGUGGCAUUGCCAUAUCCAACGCCCAGCUCUUUGCUGCCUCCAGGAAGGAGUACGACAGAAGCAGGGCUCUUUUGGAGGUGGUGAACGACCUGUUUGAGGAGCAGACUGAUCUGGAGAAGAUCGUGAGGAAGAUCAUGCAUCGUGCUCAGACUCUGCUCAAGUGUGAACGCUGUUCAGUGCAGCUCCUGGAGGACAUAGAGUCUCCGGUGGUGAAAUUCACCAAAUCGUUUGAGCUGCUGUCCCCAAAAUGCAGUGCUGACACUGAAAACAGUUUCAAAGACAGCAUGGAGAAGUCGUCCUACUCUGAUUGGCUGAUCAACAACAGCGUGGCAGAGCUCGUGGCGUCCACUGGCCUUCCCGUCAACAUCAGUGACGCGUACCAGGACCCACGCUUUGACGCAGAGGCAGACCAGUUCUCUGGGUUUCAUAUACGUUCUGUGCUAUGUGUGCCCAUCUGGAACAGCAACCAUCAGAUCAUCGGUGUAGCACAGGUGUUGAACAGAUUGGAUGGGAAGCCAUUUGAUGAUGCAGACCAGCGACUGUUUGAGGCCUUUGUGAUCUUCUGCGGUUUGGGCAUUAAUAACACCAUCAUGUACGACCAGGUGAAGAAGUCUUGGGCCAAGCAGUCCGUGGCUCUGGAUGUCCUUUCGUACCAUGCCACCUGCUCCAAGACUGAAGUGGAUAAAUUUAAGGCUGCUAACAUCCCACUAGUGUGUGAGUUGGGCAUUGAUAAGUUGUCCUUUGAUGACUUUUCUCUGGACGUGGAUGGAAUGAUAACUGCAGCUCUGCGUAUGUUUAUGGAACUGGGCAUGGUACAGAAAUUUAAGAUUGACUAUGAGACUCUGUGCAGAUGGUUGUUGACAGUGAGGAAGAACUACCGCAUGGUGCUCUAUCAUAACUGGAGACAUGCCUUCAACGUCUGUCAGUGCAUGUUUUCCAUGCUGACGACGGCGGGCUUCCAGGAGACGCUGACAGAGGUGGAAACUCUGGCUCUCAUAGUGGGCUGUAUCUGUCAUGACCUGGAUCACCGAGGAACCAACAACGCCUUCCAAGCCAAGACGGGCUCUGCUCUCUCUCUGCUGUAUGGAACCUCGGCGACUCUGGAGCAUCAUCAUUUUAACCAUGCUGUUAUGAUCCUGCAGAGUGAGGGACACAACAUCUUUUCCAACCUGUCGUCCAGGGAGUACGGAGACCUGAUGCAGCUGCUCAAACAGUCCAUCCUGGCCACCGAUCUCACCCUUUACUUUGAAAACAGAAGCAUAUUUUUUGAGCUGGUGAAUAAAGGUGAAUAUAACUGGAAUGUGAAGGAGCAUCGAGACAUGUGCAGGUCCAUGCUGAUGACAGCCUGUGAUUUAGGAGCAGUGACCAAACCUUGGGAAAUAUCAUUCAAGGUGGCAGAGCUGGUCACUAAUGAGUUUUUUGAGCAGGGGGACAGAGAGAGAUCUGAGCUGAAACUGACUCCCUCUGCUAUAUUUGAUAGGAACAGGAAGGACGAGUUGCCCAGUCUGCAGCUAGAGUGGAUAGAUGGAAUCUGUGCUCCGCUGUAUGAGACACUGGUGAAACUCAACCCAAAACUCCAACCAAUGGUCGACAUGAUCCGGGCCAAUAGGGCAAAGUGGGAGGAGCUUCACUGUGAACGCCAGCGCACCCAAGAGGCGGUCACACCCAGCUGCAGCUGCAUGGGAGCUGUUGACAGUGAUGUGGCCAAAGCCGCCAGUUAG
Messenger RNA from Chanos chanos (milkfish), 2688 nucleotides. RefSeq names its product phosphodiesterase 11a (gene pde11a). The transcript has 21 exons. The coding region runs from base 1 to 2688 and encodes 895 amino acids. Gene Ontology annotation, molecular function: 3',5'-cyclic-nucleotide phosphodiesterase activity; protein binding. Lineage: Eukaryota; Metazoa; Chordata; Actinopteri; Gonorynchiformes; Chanidae. The record is from RefSeq and is a predicted model, not a curated record. Gene Ontology annotation, biological process: signal transduction.